Messenger RNA from Phialemonium atrogriseum, 1791 nucleotides. Its product is annotated as putative GMC oxidoreductase. The transcript is spliced from 3 exons. NCBI's taxonomy places the organism in Eukaryota, Fungi, Ascomycota, Sordariomycetes, Cephalothecales, Cephalothecaceae. The record is from RefSeq and is a predicted model, not a curated record. Gene Ontology annotation, molecular function: flavin adenine dinucleotide binding; oxidoreductase activity, acting on CH-OH group of donors. Bases 1 to 1791 code for a protein of 596 amino acids.
AUGAGGGCACUCGCGCUUGUCAUUCUCCUCUCGUAUGGCGCCACCGGGGCGUUGACGGAGUCCUUCGACUACAUCAUCGUGGGCGCCGGGACAAGCGGCCUGGUGGUCGCAAACCGGCUGUCGGAAGAUCCCUCCGUGACGGUCGCCGUCAUCGAGCCGGGCACCGACCAGCGCAACAACCCCAAUGUCACAGACCCAAACAACUUUCAACAAGCCUUUAACACCCCGAUUGACUGGCAAUACGCGACGACGAAGCAGCCCGGGGCCGGCGACCGGGCCAUCGACCUGCACCAGGGCAAGGCGUGGGGCGGGACCAGCACCAUCAACGGCAUGACGUACAUCCGCGGCGACGCCGCCCAGUUCGACGCGUGGGAGCACCUCGGCAACCCCGGCUGGAACUGGGCCGCCCUGCUGCCCUACUACAAGAAGUCGGAGAACUACACCGCGCCCAGCCAGACGCAACUCGACGCGGGCGCCACCUACGAGGCGCGCUACCACGGGACCGCCGGGCACGUGAAAACGGGGUACGUGCCGGCCCUGCGCAACGGGUCGUCGGCGCCGGCGGUGCUGGCGGCAUGGGCUGAUGGCGUGCCGGGCCUGGAGCUACCGCAUAACCCGGACCUGAAUGGCGGGGACGUGAGGGGUUACUCCAUGGGCCCGCAGACGCUGGAUGCUGAGCUGGGCCUGCGCUGGGACUCGUCGCGUGCGUACUACCUCCCUGUCGAGGGGCGGAGCAACCUGAAGAUCGUGAGGGGCACAGCGAAGAGGAUCACGUGGGCGGAGGGGGGGAAGAGGGGGCGGACGUCGUCGUGUGGCAGCCCUUUGGUCGCCAAUGGGGUUGAGUUUGUGACUGAGGGUGGGGAGGCGAGGGUUCUUAAAGCUAGGAGAGAGGUGGUUGUUUCUGCCGGAGCGGUGAGGACGCCGCUCGUACUCGAGGGCUCGGGAGUCGGGAAUCCUAGGAUCCUCGAGUCACUCGGGAUAGAGACCAAGAUCAACCUCCCAGGUGUGGGAGAGAACCUGAUCGAGCAGCCAAAUCACCUCCUUGGAUACUCGGGCGACAUGGAGCCGUCGCCAAGCGCAUACCACACCUUCGUCACCGCAGCCGACCUCUUCGGUAGCGACAUUGGCACGGUCGAGGCAUUAACGCGGGCCAGCCUGCCGAAGUGGGCGCAGGCCGCCGCGGAUGCGUCAGGCCCCGGGGCGGUCAACGCCACUGCGCUCGAGAAGCUGCUGCGGAUCCAGCACGACCUGAUCUUUGUGCACAACGUGACGGCCGCCGAGAUCCUGACGGCGGUCGUGCCGCAGCUGCUGGCGUCCAACUUCUGGAUCCUCCUGCCCUUCUCCCGCGGGAGCGUGCACCUCGGGUCGGCCGACGCCAUCGACGAGCCCGUCAUCGACCCGCGCUUCUUCCUCGCCGACUUCGACCUCGCGGCCACGGUCGCCACGGCGAAGAUGGCGCAGCAGUACUGGCGCUCCGAGACGCUCAGGGAUGCCGUGGUCGCGCCCAUCAUCCCCGGCCCCGAUGUCUUGCCGGAUGACGCGACUGAUGAGCAGUGGGAGUCAUACGUGCGGGAGACUCUCAAUGCGAAUUCCCACGUCCUAGGCACCGCGUCUAUGAUGUCCAGGGAGCUCGGCGGAGUGGUGGAUCCGGAGCUGAGAGUCUAUGGGACGGCCAACGUGCGAGUCGUCGAUGCCUCCGUCCUCCCCACGCAGAUCAGCGGACAUUUGACUGCCACGCUGUAUGCCGUGGCGGAGCGUGCCGCGGAGAUCAUCAAGCGGACUUCGUGGUGA